AUGUCAUCAGAGAAGGAAGCUUCAAGCUCCAAAGAGAAACGCAGACUAUCGUGCACUGCUCACUUUGAUGCCCUCUGGUUCUGCUACUCCCCAGUUCAUCAAAUGCAGCAGUAUUAUAGGCUUGGUGUUCUUGAUAACUGUUCUGGUAAAUGGAAAGCAAUGGUUGACUGCUUAAUGCUCAAGACCAAACCCAGUUCUCAAGUCGAGGAAAUCCUCGAAGCUCAAGAGAAAUCAAAGCCACACAUAUGGAAUUUCAGGACAAGAUAUGAAGCUUCACAAUACUGGCGAAGAAGAUAUGGUCAUUUAGACAGGCCUGAAUGA
Messenger RNA from Lathyrus sativus (Indian pea), 321 nucleotides. The record is from the annotation of a GenBank genome assembly. Lineage: Eukaryota; Viridiplantae; Streptophyta; Magnoliopsida; Fabales; Fabaceae.